Molecule: messenger RNA, 855 nt
Organism: Penicillium subrubescens
Lineage: Eukaryota; Fungi; Ascomycota; Eurotiomycetes; Eurotiales; Aspergillaceae
Exons: 3
Coding region: 1-855 (284 amino acids)
Source: RefSeq, a predicted model, not a curated record
AUGGCUUCAAAUUCGACUUGUCCAGCUAUUAUUCAUAUUCGGGACUUCGUCGAGCAGGUCGAGCCGGACCCUACGCGUCCCGGUAAAGGGUUUUCGAUGCAGCUCCGUAUAUCACUCAACAUACCUUUAAAGGACAUUCAAUCAGACGACGUGGAACAAGACGAAAUUCCUACAUUGCUUAGAUUUUUUAACGAGGGUAACCAGUCCGACCUUUAUAAGUCAAACACCUUCAUCUACUCCUCGGGAUCUUUCCUAACCACCUCAUCCGAUGACGAUGAUUUUCAUGUUAUCAUCCACGCUCACACUUUAGACCGUCAUCCGGGUGAUGAAGACAACACUGAUAUAUAUUUCAUGCACUGUCCCGAAGCCGCUCAACCUACGGUGACAUUCCUUGUCACCGCGUACUUCAAAAAUGUUCAGCGAUGGGCGAACUUUCCACCACUGAACCCCAAUUCCUAUGUUUUCUUGACAGGUCGCAUUUUCGGCCUCACAAAAGAACGUCGCCAAUUAGCGGUCGUCACUGACGAUAUACAUUUCCUCCCAAGACCGAGUCAUCCUUUACCCGCCACCCCUUCUUCGACUGGUAAACGGAAACGUGUAGACCGUUGGUCUCAAAGGGCUGGCCCUCAAACCCCGAGCAAAUCGGCGCCAAGUUCGCGGACUGAAUCGCUCCCUACCCAUCCGCAACUACGUUCACCUGAAGUGGUUGCGCUAGAUGAGGAGGAUGAAGAAUCCACACAAAUUACAUGGCCAGAAACCACUGACGAAAACGAACACUCGCCACCUGCUGCAACACCACCCCCAGAGAGGCGUUCUCGAAGAAAACGUAAAACAUCAUACACAAUCAAAGAGUGA